GAGGGGGUCAUGGGAAUCUAAUUUUUUCCAAAAAAAUUGAAAUCGACAUGGUUCCAGUCUUGCCUAAAUAUUUAGUCCCAUUUGAAGUUUUUGUUCGAUUUAUUUGAUCGUACAGACAGCCCUUCCUGACUUUCGAAAAACAUCAUUUUUCUAGGGCACGAAUAAAAACUGGAUGGCACGAAUAAGAAAGUGAAUUGAGAGAAAAAUAUGGUCGUACAAAUCAAGAACUUCAAGAGACAUUCACUGCACAAUUUUUAAAAGCAAUUGAUCCAACUACAUUCAAAUAAAAUCAAAAUGGUUGUUAACAGAGAGGGAAUGAAGUGCCUAAUGUCCUUAAACAAACAAGAGGCAGUGGGAGGCAAAGGGGGCUAUGCGUUUGAUUCCGGUUGCAACAUUUCCGGCCUUCGCAAAGUUCACAUCCAUGCUGGACCAUAUGCUCACGGCACCGUCAAAUAUCAUGCAUUGAUCAAUAGAGUUUUCUUUGAAUUCGACACCCCCUUUCAUCAAAACAGUGAGCAGGAACCUUGCAUUCACGUUUUCGGCGGAGUUGAAAUGUAUGCAAAAAACACUACCUAUAGUGUAUUUCUAGUCCCGGAGAACGAUCCCAUUGCCCGUAUCGAUGUUUGGUCCGACAACCUUGUCACCGGUCUUCAAUUCACAAUGGCCUCGGGUGCAGUAUCUCAAGUAUAUGGAUCUAUAUCACCUACAAAAUCUAGCAAAUCUUCCUUCGAACCAAAAGAUGAUUCUCUGUGGCAGUUGGUCGGAAUUCAUGGAUCCUGUGGUACUGUCGUUGACAGCCUUGGUUUUACAUUUGGAAGAGUUAGUGAAGUAGUCAACAAAGAUGACGAAAUUGGCAGCCGAGAUUUUAAAUUUGAAAGAGUUGCCACUGUUCUCUCUGGUGAAGUAGUCAACAAAGAUGACGAAGAAAACUGUCAAUGAUAGCUGUUGGCGAUCCAUCCCUCUGCUUCUAUUUCUGGCACUUAUGUGAGUAAUGCGCCGAUGAAGCAGCAAUUUCAGCACAAACUUCAAGCAGCACAGCGAAACAAGAAGAUGUAUCAGAAAGUACUCUAUUGAACUAGUCAGACAGCUUGUUUCUUGUUUAGAACAUUAAUUACGUUUCACCUU
Pseudo-nitzschia multistriata is the source of this 1125-nucleotide messenger RNA. Lineage: Eukaryota; Bacillariophyta; Bacillariophyceae; Bacillariales; Bacillariaceae. The record is from the annotation of a GenBank genome assembly.